Messenger RNA from Drosophila serrata, 504 nucleotides. RefSeq names its product dynein light chain roadblock-type 2. The record is from RefSeq and is a predicted model, not a curated record. NCBI's taxonomy places the organism in Eukaryota, Metazoa, Arthropoda, Insecta, Diptera, Drosophilidae.
CAAAAGAUCCUAGCAAGUCAAGACUUUUCUGACUUCAAAAAAAUACCUGAACACUGUUGAUUUUCUGUAAAGAUCUCAACAAAAAUUUAAGAGAAAUGGCAUCAGAGCAAAUCCCACAGGAAAAGCGCACCAAGACAUAUGUGGAGGAGGUGUUCCGCCAGAUUGAGGCCAAGCCCGGUGUGGAGGACAUUCUCAUAAUGAACCACUCUGGGGUGCCAGUAAAGACCUCAAUGGAUCGCCAGGAGGGUCUGCAAUAUGCCUGUCUCUAUGACAAUCUGCGGGAGAAGUGUCAGGCCUUUUUGGCCAAAAUGGAACCACCACAGACCCUGACUUUUCUGCGAGUUCGUACCAAAUACCAUGAGGUUCUCAUAACUCCAGAUAAAAAGAUCACAGUUCUGGUGGUGCAAAGCGUCAAGGAUACUUAUAUUAAUAUGAAGAAGUAGCUGGAAUUAUUUACUGAAUAAAAGUUCUUUAAAAAUAAAGUAUUAAAUUGAGCAUGAGCCA